AUGGAACCCCUUCAUCUUACUGAAUUCGCUUCAGAGCGAUAUUUCGAUAAAUUACGACAAAAUGAUAGGAAUGGACAUGGGCAUGCUGAGAAUGGAUCAGGGUCCGGAUCUGGAUCGAUUGCUGCUGGGACUGCACCUGGAACAACACAAAAUUCACAGAUUGGUUCUACGUCGAUCCCUCUAAUUAAUCAUGAGCCAUCACCAUUAGAAGCAGCUACAUUCAAUUUACCUUCGAGGCAGAAAAAUAGCAAUCAUGAGAAUUUGGCCUUCCGACUUGGCGAUCAAAGAAAACGUACACUGGGACACGACCUCACUUCUUCACGAACACAACGUCGACCAAGUUUUAGUGGUUCAUUAGGUGCUCUACGAUCCAAAGUGAACAUUACCCAUCGAGCUCCAUCAAUUGUCGAGACACAUCCAGACAUCAUCCAAGAAAGACUUGAAAGACAAAGCGCUUCUCUCUCCGACCUUCUCCUCUCUCUCCCAACCGAAUUACAAGCUCAAAUUAUCUCACCUUUACCAAUUCAUACCAUUCUUGACUUGCGACAAGUUUCGAGAUCAUUUCAUGCUUUGAUUACAAUAAAUGAAGCACCAAUCGCGAGAUAUCAUGCAACUCAUACACUACCUGGUUACACCAUACGAUUAUUUCCUUUGCCAGAGGCUGCGAAGUUGAACUUACACUAUCUGGCUGGAAUAUGGCAUCGAUUACAUGUUGCAUCAAAAUUAUCUACCUUGAUCUCUCUACAAGCUCGAAAGGAGAUAUUCUUACGGACGACUGAAGCUCAAGUGUUGGAAUUUCAACCUCAAUAUGAAAGGAUGCGUCAAAGAUUAAUACCACUUAUCUUUACAAUCUUUCACUUCUUCGAAACUUACCGAAACGUAUAUGCUUCACAUCUUGAAAGACGCGGGGCGCCUUUGACUCGAUUGCCGUACACGCUCAAUCCAUUCGAGACUUUUGCUAUGAACAUGUAUGAUGACAGAACGUUAUUGUAUGUUCAUCAGAUAUUUCCUUUGUUCAUGUCAUCAUUCUCUCGUCGAUUGAGGCCUCCUUCAUAUGUUGGAAGAGUGGAAAGAUCUAUCAGAGGUUAUUUGAAGGAUCGACCACCCGAUGAAGUGUACUCAGCUAUUCUCACGAUAGGCGGGCUCCAGCAGGCAGAAAAUUUCUGGCGGACCAAAGGUUAUAAUGCGAGGAGAGCCGCCGUCGAUCAAUGGUAUGGUUCUCUACAAAGUUGUCGUUUCCCAAUUGUCGAACCUAACACCGCUACACCUAAAUCCAAAAUGUCAAAAUUCGCUCAUCUAGGAAGAAAGAAGGCACCCCAGCCUAUGGCUCAUUCUCAGCCUGAUACUUCCGGCCACGAUUCUUCAGGAUGUACUGAGUGGUUCUGCGACAAGUCUACUUGCAUUGCCUCCAGACGCAAUUUAUCGGAUGGGAGUUUGGUAUGGAGAACAAGUCUUUCAAAAGGUCCACCGAUGCGUCCAUUAGGACGAGACGUACUUGGAUUGCUGGUGGAAGGUGUGCCUGAUCUACAUGAAUUGUGGGCCAAAACAGCCGAAGCCUUGAUUCUCGAAAGAGGAAUCGUGGAUAGACCUGAGAGGAUUAAGAAGAAUAGUAUGGUGCUAUUGGACUUGAUCAAGGAAGAUGGAAGGGAUGAAAUGGAAGGCUGGGAGCCAGGAAGGACUGGAGGUAAUGUGGUGGACGGAUCAGAGGUUGUGGAUACAGGAUCAAUCUCGGACUGA
This is a messenger RNA of Botrytis byssoidea, 1737 nucleotides long. RefSeq lists its product as uncharacterized. NCBI's taxonomy places the organism in Eukaryota, Fungi, Ascomycota, Leotiomycetes, Helotiales, Sclerotiniaceae. Gene Ontology annotation, molecular function: protein binding. The record is from RefSeq and is a predicted model, not a curated record. The transcript is spliced from 2 exons. The coding region runs from base 1 to 1737 and encodes 578 amino acids.